UCACACAUUCCCCAGGCUAUUCAAUGGACGAAGCCUGCUCAUGGUUGGAUUACUUUAAACACGAAGGUAAUUGACUUCUUGAUUUCAACGGAUCCACUGGUUUUUGCUCUACCCUCAAAGCUGAACUCUGGGGCAUGCUUCUAGGCCUGAGACUUGCAUGGGAAAAUGGCUGCAGACACGUUUAUCUCCAGUUUGAUUGCCUUGAGGCAAUCCCUCUCGUAAAUGACGAUCACUAUGCAAAUUGCUCCUUGGUCCAAUCAAUCAACCAUAUUAGGGAGCGCCAAUGGACAAUAAGAGUCGAAUGGAUCCCUCGAGAAGCAAAUAGGAUCGUAGAUGCCCUUGCUCACUCCCAAAUUGAUAUUCUUGCUGAUCCAUGGAUUUUGAGCAAUAUUAUGCUCGGGAAUGGAGGGCCAUCCCCGAUGCUUCAAGAACCGAGAAUUUGAGUGGUAACUUUGACUGCAAUAUCUGCCUAGACUUCGCUCACGAACCAAUUGUCACACUCUGCGGUCACCUCUACUGCUGGCCCUGCAUCUAUAAGUGGCUUCAUGUCCAGAGUGCCUCCCUUGAUCAAGAUGAGAAUCCACAGUGUCCGGUUUGCAAAGCUGAUAUAUCCCACACCACCAUGGUUCCCCUUUACGGUCAUGGCCAAUCUGAAUCCGAGUUUCGAGGCAAGGCACUUUAUGGGGGUAUGGUGAUACCCCCUAGACCGCCGGCUUGCGGCACACAGCCUUUUCUAUCGCCUACAUCCCCAAAUGGUCAGCAGCUUCCUUAUCGCAACCCUUAUCAAAAUCAAAACUACAACCCCCAUGCUUACUAUGAAGAUGAUCCAUCAUCACCGUUGCUUAACGUCGGGGGCACAUUCCAUCAUCCCCUUGUUGGGAUGUUUGGAGACAUGGUAUAUGCAAGGGUUUUCGGAAACUCGGAAAGGAUAUACGCGUAUCCAAACUCACAUCUGGUAACGGCAAGUAGUAGCACCCCCAGGUUGAGAAGACAUGAGAUGCAGGCUGACAGGUCACUAAACAGAAUUUCAAUCUUCCUCUUCUGUUGUUUCCUUUUGUGCCUGAUUGUAUUUUGAGCUUCUUAUAUGCCACUUCUGUGUUUGUAUAAAUUGUAAAGAAUCAAGAUGUAAGCUUGUGGUAUAGCCGCUUAGGCAAAUGAGAUCAUACUGUAUGAUAUGAUAUAA
Molecule: messenger RNA, 1183 nt
Organism: Hibiscus syriacus
Lineage: Eukaryota; Viridiplantae; Streptophyta; Magnoliopsida; Malvales; Malvaceae
Product: E3 ubiquitin-protein ligase RMA1H1-like
Exons: 2
Coding region: 374-1075 (233 amino acids)
Biological process (GO): ubiquitin-dependent protein catabolic process
Cellular component (GO): endoplasmic reticulum
Molecular function (GO): ubiquitin-like protein conjugating enzyme binding; metal ion binding; ubiquitin protein ligase activity
Source: RefSeq, a predicted model, not a curated record